AUGUGUAUUUGGUAUAUUCUAUUGUUCAUUAUUCCAUUUGUACAUUCAGUUCAUUUUAAUUCAAAUGAAAAUAAUAACGAUAAGAAUUCAGUAUUUGUUAUUUAUCCACGAUUAUAUUUGUGUAAUAAUGGUUCAUUCUCAUUUGAAUUUCGUACAAAAGCAAGAAAUGGUUUAAUUUUUUAUACAAAUGAUAAUUAUUAUUCCGAUUCAAUUAUUGUUUCAAUAUAUAAUGAAAAAUUAUUAGUUGAACAAAAAUUUGGAAAAAGUAAAACUUAUCAACAAUUUGAUCAUUCAAUUAAUGAUGAUAAAUGGUAUAAAAUUGCUUUUAAACGACGUUCAUCAUUACUUACGGAAAUUGUUCUUUAUUCUGUUGCAUUACGAAAUGUUGAAAAUCGUAUAAUAAAAUCUAAAAGUUUAAAUUAUUUACCAUUUACUUCAUUAAAUACAAGUUCAAUGGUUUAUAUUGGUGGUUUACCAUUAAAUUUAUAUAAAAAACAACGACAUACAAGUGAAUUUUUAUUUCAAUCAUUUCAAGGUUUUGUACGUAAUCUUCGUUAUGGUUUAUGUGGAUGUCCAGAACGUAUACAAUAUCCACUUUUUUCAUCAUUAUCAACUAAUUUUCAAUCUGAAGUAUGUGAACAACAAAUGUCAUUAUGUUCAAGUUCAUCAUGUGAAUGUUUAAAUGUUGAUGAAGAACCACGUUAUCAAUGUGAUUGUAGCAAUAAAACAUGUAGUAUCAUGACUAUAAUGAAUAAGAAUCUUAUACAAUAUGAAAUUGAUUUUACAUCGGUUGAAUAUAUAUCAAAAAGUGAUGCAUCAUCAUUUACAUAUGGUACUCAUCCGUAUAUUUUUAAUGUUAUUAAAAGAGAUUUGAAUCAAUAUGGUCUUGUUACUUUUUCACCUAUUGAUAUUCAACAAGGUAACUGUAUGUGGGAUUUAAAUAAAUGUUCUAUAGAUUUAUCUUUGACAUUUAUUUUUUCAAUUGACCGUGUUAAUAAAUCAUCAACUAUAUUUACACAAUAUUUCAAACAUGCUGCUUCAAUUCAUAUUAAUUUAAAUGUUUUAAAUGCGACAUACUCAACUUUAACUUUUGACCUUUGGUUACCAUUUCAUCGUGGUCUUUUACGUACACAAAUUACUGAAUUCCCCUAUGAAACAUCAUUAUAUAUUAAUCUUGUCUAUCGCUCACCAUCAUCACUAUCCGUUUUUCUUUUCGGUCAACUUAUGGAUUAUACAAUAAAUCCAACUUAUGAUCAAUCAAAUAAACCAUCAUCAUUAUUCUUAUCAUUCAAUACAUUUAUACCAUUUCGUUCAAUACUAUGGUCAUAUGAACAACCAUCAUCUGAAUGUUGUGCAUUAACGCACAAGAAUGAGCGUUUAAAACGAGAUAUAGAAAAUCUCGAUAUUUGUCAAUGUGGUGCUCUUACCGAAGCAUCAUUAAACAGCAAUCGUUUAAUACCAAAAACGGUUAGUGAAUAUCCAUUACCAUUUAAUGUUCGAACAAAAUAUAUAACUGAUGAAGAAGAUUAUACUUUAUCCGAAUCAAUAUCAUUUUCUGUCCUAUCAAAACAACAAACAUCUCAAGCAACAACAAUUCUAGCUGGAUUUGCUUAUGAUAAUAUUUAUUAUGUAUUUGAUAUUGAAGAUGGUAAACCAAAAAUCAUUUUUUCACAAGAUGAUCUACCUGAUAUUACAUUAACCACAAAAGAUAAUAAUCAAAUAUCGAUUAAUGAUGGCAAAUGGCAUAAAUUAAAUAUUGAACGAUCAGAUAGAAAGUUAAAAUUUCAACUUGAUAAUAUCGAUCAAACUGAUGUGCAAUUACCUGAUGGAUGGCAAACAAAAGCAAAUAUAUUUAUUGGUGCAGAAUUAACACCUGUACCUAAUGGAGAUUUUAAUGGAAAACUUGGUGAUAUUGCGGUAACUAAUUCUGAACGAUCAUUAAAUCUUCGUGAAGAAGAUACAACAGAUGAAAAUGAUGAAAAUUUUAAAGAGUCUUCCACACCCCUUAUAUCAUCACUGUCUUCGUCAAAUGAUAAUAUUUUUGUUGUUGUUGAUAUGAAAUCAUCGCAAGUCAAACAAACAAUUGGUUUUCUUCCAACAGAUAAUAAUGAAAUAACUAUUCCAUCACCAUCUAAUGUAAUAUUUAAUACAUUAACAUUUUCAUUUCGUACACGUUCCAAUGUUAGUACACUUAUACAAUUUGGUCAAAUAAGUUUAAAUAUUGAUGUUGAUGGAUAUUUAGCAUUAGUUAUACGUGAUAAACAAGCUCAACGUAUUUUAUCUAAUGAUGAACAAAAACCAAUCAAUGAUGGAGCUUUAUAUACAGUUCAUUUACAACGUAUAGAUAAAAAUUUAGAAGCAUGGAUAACUAAAAAAAAUAAUUUUAAAACUCCAAAGAAAAUUUCCAUUGAACUUGCAUCAUCAAAAUUAAUUAUUGAAAAUUUUAUAUUUAGUCCACGUAGUCAAUUUAUUGGUUGUCUAGAAAAUGUAACAUACAAUGAUCAAUUAAUAACAUUUAAACAUUUACCAUUAAGCAGACAACAAUGUCCGUCAAGUAGUAUUGUUUUAAAAUCAAGUGAAAUUUUAUCAAUCAAUAACAUUUACAUUGAUCAAGUUAUUUCAUUUAAAGAAUAUGAUCGUCCAUUGAUCAUUACACUUGAUAAUACAGAAGAUUUUCGUAUAUUUUCAUUUUUAUUCUAUACUCACGAUUCCAAUAGUAUUAUUUGUUCAUUAGCCGAUGAAACUUAUGAAAAUUUUCUCACAUUAAGUAUUUAUAAUGAACGUUUAGUUUUAACUUUUGAUGAUAAACAAAGAAAACGAAUGAAAAUUAUGUUAAAUAAUUCUAUUAUGAUUAAUGAUGGACGUGAACAUGAAUUAGUUAUAAAAUUAAUUAAUAAAGAUGAUCUUAUAUUAGAAAUUGACCGAAAUAUUAUUAUGAAAAAAAUUAAUAAAAAUAUUCGUAUUCAUACAAUUUAUAUUGGACAAUUAGAUAGUUUUCUUAAAGAAAAACAUAUGGAUUUAGAUGGUGAUAAUUUUGUUGGGUGUAUAAAAAAUGUCAUGUUAAACGAAAAAGCAAUAAUUAAACUAGAUCAUAUCCAUCAUGCAGGACGACUGACUAAUAUAUGUCAAUUGACAAAACGCGGCCGUAAACAUGUUGUAUCAUAUGUAUCACCUGAUGUUAGUUUUUCAUUACGUGAUCGUCGUGAUAUAAUUGAACUUCAAGUACAACCAAAUGAUGAAUUUCGUUAUUGUCAAAUGCCAAUAAAAACUUUAUCUCCAAAUGGUAUUAUAACAUCAAUGUAUUCAAAUGAUGAUCAACGUGGUUUAGUUCUUGGUUUACAUGAUGGGAAAUUACAAUUAAAAUAUUAUUCACCAUUUAAUAAAACAUCACAAAUUAUUUUUAAUGAUAAUCAAACAAUAAAUGAUGGUAAACAACAUCGUAUUUUAGUUACAAGACAAAUACCUGAAACAACAUCACAUGAUGAUAUGUAUGUACAAAUUGAUAAACGUUCAACACAAGUACCAAUACCGGAACGUUCACCAAUGUUUUUUGAUGUUGUUACUAUUGGUGGUCCUUAUCGUUUAAUGACAGAUACAACAAAUAAUCCAUUUACGGGUUGUUUUGCAAAUGUUACAUAUAAUCGUCAACCAUUAUUACCUGAAGGUGUUCUUAAAGCUGAUCGUUAUGAUUGUUUUUAUCAACAAGGAACAAUGUGUGAUCGACAAAUGCCAUGUAAUAAUAAUAAUAUACGACCAUUACAAUUCUGUGGUCAAACUGAUUGUUCAAUGGUUUGUGCUCCAACAUCAGUAGAUAUGGGUAAUAAAGGUUUAGUACGUUAUUCAUCACAAAUUGUAGCUGGACAACGUGAACAAAUUGAUUUAACAAUAUUUACAACAUCAGCAAAUUCUACUCUAUAUAUGUCACGUGAUGGAUCUAUUCAAGUUUCAAUUGUUCUUCAGAAUUAUUAUCCACGUUUCGUUAUCCAAAAUGGCGGUGCUGUUUAUACAUACGAUUUUCCUGGUCGUGUUCGAGGUGAUCAAUGGCAUACAUUACAAUGCCAAAAAACAUCAAAUACACUUGACUUGACAUUUGAUUAUGAAACUCGACAUUACACAAAUCUAACCGGAUAUUUUAGUUUAUUUGGAGAUAAAAAAAUUCAUGUAUGUGGAACAAAUUUCUAUGGUUAUGUUCAAGAUGCAGCACCUCCUCCACCCGCAGUUCCCCAAUAUGAAGGACAAGCGGUGGGAGCGAUGCCAUGUUACCUUGGUUGUUGGACACCAUGUGAACGAAUCAAUUGUAUGAAUGGUGGUUAUUGUAUUCAACCCGCAACACCAACAACUUUAGCGUAUUGCCAUUGUCCCGCAACAUACACAGGAUAUCGUUGCGAGCAAUCAGUCUCAACAGAUCCUUGUUUAAAUUUUCAAUGCAACCAUGGAACUUGUCAAAAAGAUCGUAGUAAUCAACCGUAUUGUUCAUGUUAUGAGGGCUAUGGUGGCUCGCGAUGCGAAACUCAAAUUGAUCCAUGUGCACGAGUUAAUUGUAACCAUGGACGAUGCGAAAUCGAUCGUGGUUCAGCUGUUUGUCGAUGUUAUCAAGGUUAUAGUGGUCAUGAUUGUUUAACACCUUUAGGCACAUCUUAUAGAUGUGAAUGUCAUCGAGGUUAUGAAGGAGCAGCAUGUGAUCGACAAGUAGAUCCAUGCUCAACUUUUGUUUGUUACAAUGGAGGAGUAUGUGUUGCCCAACAGGAUUAUCAACCUGUGUGUCAAUGUGCACAAGGUUAUCGAGGACCAAAUUGUUAUGAAUCCGAUGCUGAUCCAUGCUUACGUUACGAUUGUGGAGGUGGUACUUGUACGAAUGAUCGUGGUGUUCCUCGAUGUAUAUGUCCAACAGGACGAGUAGGAAGUCAAUGUCAAGAGGAUGUUUGUACAAUGUAUCCAUGCGCAAAUAAUGGACAAUGUAUUCCUGAAGGAAAUAGUCGUCGUUGUACAUGUACACCACCCUAUUACGGUGAUGAUUGUCGAGAAACUCAUCGACCUAAUCCAUGCGAUAAUGUAUAUUGUGCUUAUGGUCAAUGUCGUGAAGGUAUCUGUGAAUGUCAUGCAGGUUAUACUGGAACACGCUGUGAUAUUCCUCCAGCUGAUCUUUGUGCUGGUAUCAAUUGUAAUCAUGGAACAUGUUAUGAAGGACGUUGUUCAUGUCCGGAAGGUUACACAGGAUAUUAUUGUGAAACUCCAAUCGUAACAGUUCCGCCAAUUCCAUUUAUUGCUGCAACAUCACCUCGAGAUCCAUUACUAGCACCUAUGAUUGGUCCUAAGAAAGGUCAAUUAAUUGAUUACGGCCGUGUAUUAGGUGCUCGUGCUGGUCCAAUUGGUUGGAUAUUAGCUAUUGUUUCUGGUUUACUAUUAUUUCCACUUGCACUUGCUUUUGCUGCACGUAAAUGUACACAUGGAGCUUGUUUACCAGGUGGUGCUCGAGCUGGUUAUGUACCAGUAUUAACAGGCACAUCAGGUGUAACACAAACUGAAAAUGCCUUAUAUGCUGGUCCAUCUAGUCGUACAACACGUGAUCUUCAAUUAAUUGAUCAACGUGGUGAUAAUUUAGCAUCAUCAGCAGCAGCCGGAUCAUCCGGUGGAUUAGAAACAACACGAAUUGAACAAACACGUGAAAUUGUUAGAGAAUAUGGCGGUAUGGAUUCCGCUGGUGGUAUUUUUACUACAUAUCCAACACUGUCAUCCCGAUAUGGUGACUUUGCACGCGAUGCACAUCAUCAACAAUCAUCAUCAGCUUAUUCUCAACAACAUGUCAUUGAAACCGAUUAUCAUGCACCACCUGUUGGAGAUUUCGGUUAUGGUCGUGGUGGUGUUGGUAUGGAUGGUUAUCGUGAUACAUUUGAAUCGUGGGAAGGUGCAGGUGCUGGCGGUGGUUAUUCUAUGAAUGCUAUGUUCGCUGAAGGUGGUUUACAAACUGAUUAUGAAUUAAGUAAUAUUAAUUCAGUUAGUAUGACACCUAAUGGAAAAUAUGCCAUUGUUGGACAAAGUCAAGGUCCACCACAAAUUUGGGAUGCUGUGAAUGGUCAACUUGUUUCCAGUAUGCAAGGAACAAGUGUCAAUUGUAGUAAAGUUGCACUAGCAUGUAGUGGUACACUAUUAGUUGGUUUAGCUAGUGAUGGUGUUGAUGCUCAACCAUGUGUACUUCAAAUUUGGGAUGUUAAUACUGGUAAACCAGUUCAAUUAACUCAUCAAAUAAAAUGUGCUACAUUUACAUUAAGUAAUAAUUCAAAUAAUCUCGUUAUGGCUGGUAACCAAAAAUAUGGACGUGGAAUAUCAGUUGGUAUACUUGAUUUAAACAACUCUGAAUUAACAAAAGAAAUAAAAUCUGAUACAAAUCAAUCUUAUGGUGGUACACCAUCAACUAUAAGUUUAACACCUGAUGAACGUUAUGCUAUUAUUGGUUGUCCAUCAGGACCAUCAUCAACAAAUUAUGUUGUUUUUGAUUUAACAACACAACAAGAAUUAAUUCAACCACCAACUAUAACAUUAGAUUCUGAUCCAAAAUGUUCAAUUGUUUUAAAUAAUGAACAAAUGUUAACUGGUACAAAGAAUGGACAAUUAGUUCUUUGGGAUAUACAAUCAUGUCAACGCGUACAUACAUUAAAUGAUAAUGGACAAAAUGCACAUCGUGAUCGUAUAACAGAUUUAAAAAUAUCACCUGAUCGUUCAUGUGUAGUUUCAUCAAGUAUUGAUGGUACUGCCAAAGUUUGGGAUGCAAAUACAAAAGAACUUAUUGCAAAAUUGAUUGGACAUAAACGAGAAAUUACUUGUAUAUGUAUAUCAACAAAUCAAUUAGUAGCAACUGGUUCGAAAGAUCAAAAUAUAUGUUUAUGGCGUUUACAUACAGGUCAAAUAGCAUCAACAAUGCCUGUUGGUAUGACACCAGUUGAUAUUCAUAUGGCUGCACAUAAUCGAACAAUAGUUGCCAUCGGUGACAAAGAUGGUGAAAGACAAUUAUUAAUGCUUCGUGUUGUAUCUGUACAACGAUAA
Molecule: messenger RNA, 7041 nt
Organism: Adineta steineri
Lineage: Eukaryota; Metazoa; Rotifera; Eurotatoria; Adinetida; Adinetidae
Source: the annotation of a GenBank genome assembly